Linepithema humile (Argentine ant) is the source of this 3597-nucleotide messenger RNA. It is a transcript of the gene TBC1D16, whose product is annotated as TBC1 domain family member 16. Gene Ontology annotation, biological process: activation of GTPase activity. Lineage: Eukaryota; Metazoa; Arthropoda; Insecta; Hymenoptera; Formicidae. The record is from RefSeq and is a predicted model, not a curated record. Gene Ontology annotation, molecular function: GTPase activator activity. Gene Ontology annotation, cellular component: early endosome.
GAAGAAAACAAACGCAAUCUCGACAAUGCCGCUGCCGAAUAUUCUGAGGAAGGCGAGCAGUUACAUCCUCGGUGACUGCGGCCAGGAUAACCGACGUGUCAUUUAUCAAGACGGCGAGGCGUUGUUCUGCAAGAACAACGUCUGCGUGCAUCCACCGACGUUGAUGAGGCAGCACGCCGACGUGGUGCACCAUCCCGGCUACAUGACCAUAACUUGCAAGCUGAACAAGAACUCGAACUUGCCGACCCUGCAUCUGAGCUGGAUACCAAACACCACACUGCGCAAACACCCGACCACGCUGGAGAACUUGAGCGUCCGGAAUGCCGCGAUGCACAGGGACGACGACGACUCAACCUCCCCGCGUUUGCAAAUCGGCGAGAAGACGACUCGCGGCGACGCGCUCAACGUUCUAAAUACGCGACACGAGCCCGAGAACGAGAACGAAAACGACAACGGGAACGGAAAGCUGGACGUGUGCCUGGAGGCGAAGGAACCCGUCAACUGCGGCGACUGCGAACGCGUCUGUUCCGGUUCCAGUUACGGCUACGACUUCCUGCGUCGUCGAGACCCGAGCACGGCCGGCGACGGCGAAAGUAUCGAGGCUGAGAAUCGGCCGGAUUCAGAUUCGACGACGGUAACGAGAAACGAGAAGAACGGGGAUCUGAAAGAGCGGAGCGCCAACGAGAACGACGCGAAGAGCGUCGACGAGGAGCCGCGUUUACCGUUUCGUGAUGACGUGAGCGUGAAAAGUCGCAGCCUGUCGUUAACUUCGACGUGUAGUCUGUCGAUUUCGAUGUCCACUGACGCCGAAGAGAUGCCGUCAUGGAUGAGAUCUCCGGAACUCCUAGCUCUGCAGCAUAAUCUCGCUUUUCCCGAGAGCGCGACCGCAUCUCCGGUGACGCUGCGCAGAGCGCAUCGAUGCCGAAGAUUCUCGGUGGAUCUCAGCGAGAUGCGGUCGCUGAGGCUGUUCUUCGCCGAUCCUGCUUGCACCUGCGGCCAGUUGGUGGUGGCGAGCAGAGAGAGCCAGUACAAGAUCCUGCAUUUCCAUCACGGUGGCUUAGAUCGGUUGGCCACUACAUUGCACCAAUGGCAUCAACUGCUUUAUCCGCGCUUGAGCACCGACACAGAGGAAACUUUGCCGUACAGACACUUUAUGGUGUGCAGACCGGAGGUAAGUCGGGACGAGCUGCACCCCGAAGAGGGCCAAGUGCCGAUGAUCACGUCACUAGCUUGGAAAGAUUUGUUGAACGAACGGGGCCAGAUGGAGGACGAUCUCGCGCUUCGCAAGGGGGUAUUUUUCGGCGGCUUGGAACCGGCGUUGCGAAAAAUUGUAUGGCCUUUUUUAUUGCAUUGCUACUCGUAUCAAAGCACGUAUGAAGACAGGGAGCAGAUCGACGCCAUUAGGCGGCAAGAAUACGAGGAGAUACAAAAACGUCGGUUGAGCAUGAAUCCAGAGCAGGCUGAGCGUUUCUGGCGGAAUGUAGUGUGCAUAGUGGAGAAGGAUGUCGUUCGCACGGACAGAGCUAAUCCAUAUUAUGCCGGAGAGGGUAAUGCUAACAUCGAAAUAAUGAAGAAUAUUUUACUUAACUACGCGGUUUACAAUUGCCGCUUGGGCUACACUCAAGGAAUGUCCGAUCUUCUGGCUCCAUUACUGGCCGAAUUAAACUCUGAAAUUGAUGCCUUCUGGUGUUUCGCGGGCCUGAUGCAAAGGUCAGUAGCUGUGUGCACGCCGACCGAUACGGACAUGGACAGAAAUCUGUGCUAUCUUCGGGAAUUAGUAAGGAUAAUGGUACCAGAUUUUUACGCGCAUCUUCAAAAACACGCGGAUGCCUUAGAGCUCUUAUUUUGUCAUCGGUGGAUACUUCUGUGUUUGAAGAGAGAAUUUCCCACCGACAUAGCGUUGGUUAUGUGGGAAGCCUGCUGGGUCAAUUAUUUAACGGAUCAUUUCCAUCUGUUCCUCUGUCUCGCUAUAAUGUGCGUCUAUGCAGACGACGUAAUCGCCCAGGAUCUCCGAACGGACGAAAUGCUGCUGCACUUUAGUUCACUGGCCAUGUACAUGGACGGGAACAUUAUACUUAGAAAGGCACGAGGCCUACUGCAUCAUUUUCGUCAACUUGUACGCUUGCCUUGUACACUGGCCGGGCUGUGCAGACAAUGUGGCCCGGGGAUGUGGGACAGUACGCACGAUCCGGUGAUAGAGUGCGUGGGCCACGAAGACGCGCAUUGUCCCUAUUUAAAUAAUUACGAGUAAUUUUCUAAUUUAUAAGGACGAAGGAGGAGGAUCAGUAUUAUUUAACUCAUUUCAUCGAGUUAUUAGAUUGUAAGUCCUUGUUCUCUCUACACAGAUAUCUUUCUUUAUACUAAACUUCAAUUCGUAGCAUAAGUUUUCUACAAUCAUUAAUAUUUACAAAAUGUACCAAGUUCAACUAGUACACUCUCUCAGCGUUUGUACGCAACACAAGCUCAGUUGUCACAUACGCGACGAUACGUGCGUCUUUGUUCUUAUACAAGCUGCUUUAGCACUUUUUACUGACAAAAAGAAUAUUAAGAGAAUAUCAUAUUAAUCAUGUUACAUCUAUGUUACAUCGCAUCGUUAAUAUCAGUCCAAUUUAAUGCCGAAGCACGAAGACAUAUCUCGAAAUUUAAUCUCCACAAAAAUAAAGUUCACUGUCAGUCGAAAUAGGUUUAAGAGACUAACAAAGUUGUACGAGUACAGAUUCGCGAUAUGAUAGAUAUCUGCAGUAUUCGUAGCGUUAAAGACUGACGAAUGAAGAAAGAGAGUAAUUAGUACAAGCAGUGUUUGAGUACCCCAAGCUGGGAUAGGGAGAUAUCUGCACGUAAAUCUUAUUCCGUAGACAACAACUUACAAUCUGGUAGAACGAGUUCGAUCGUGGGGAACUACAGAGAGAAAUCAAAUUGUAUAAGUACGAAAUGGCUAUUUAUUAUAAAUAUACCUGAAUUGCGUGAGAUAUAGAUUAGCAGUGUGUAUGUUCAUUCCGAAGUGUUCACACACUCAUGUUCAAAGCCGUAUGACGCGUUUUUGCAUAUCAAUAUUUUUCACGUAUGUAAAAUCGUGUCAAAUGUUCUUGCUUAUUUUCACAGCUUAAAAUCCGACACGUCAAAUUUUAUUGUUGGUACGUUAAGCAUAAUUUCUAGCUGAUCACACGACACAUUAUUUAUUGUUACUUACGGAUCUCACAUUUAGAAACAAAAGUUAUUGAGACAAGUUGAUUUUUCAUCAAUUGUUAAAAAAAUUAAUAUUUUAACUUUCAAUGUUUUUUAUUAUUAUGAUCUGUUGUGAGGAAUACAUGUAAAAAUAAAACUAUUUAACCAAGAUUUUUCAGAUACUGUGCCUAUGCAACAAGGGCGAUUUUAACGUAUUCCGCGCUAAUUCACUUAAUCAGGGAGAUAAGAAUCUUAUUGGAAAUGGCUUUUAUCGCUUUAAUUGUGCUAUCUUGCGUCGUUGGAAUCUUGAAGAGAAAUCUAUCUGUGUUAAAAUCUGCCUCUUAUGCAGGUCUCGGUACGAGAUAAAGAUAAGAACACAGGAACAUGUAUGUACAUAUAUCGAAUAAAUCGUCAGAGACUUGUAUAAUCAAU